AUGAAGGGGCCUGCUGCCGAGAAAGAGACAGAGGUGCCCUUGAUGGUUGGCAGCCCGGGAGUGUGGACAUCAGGGCUUCUCCUGGCUCAGCCCGGCCUGGCCCCUUGCUCCCCAGGGAGCUUUAAGUGCACCAGAGGAGGAGCGACUGCUAUGAGUUUCAACAGUACCCAGCGUUUCUUGGAGCGAUACAUUUACAACGAAGAGGAAUACAUCCAACUUGACAGCAAUGUGGGGGUGUUUAAGGCUAUGACUGAGCUGGACCAGACAACUGCCAAGAACUGGAACAUCCAGAAAGAGUUCCUGGAGCUGAGACGGCAGGCUGUGGAUGUGGUGUGCAAACACAAGGACGAGUUGGACAAGGGUUUCACCCUCAAGAGCAGAGGGUCCCUACAGCACCACAACCUGCUUGUCUGCCACGUGACAGAUUUCUAUCCAGGCAGCAUUGAAAUCCGGUGGUUCCGGAAUGGACAGGAGGAAACAGCUGGGAUUGUGACUGCCGACCUGAUCCGUAAUGGAGACUGGACCUUCCGGAUCCUGGUGAUGCUGGAAAUGACCCCCCAGAAGGGCGACGUCUACACCUGCCACGUGGAGCACCCCAGCCUGGACAGUCCUGUCACCGUGGAGUGGGAUCUACAGAUAAGACUCCAGGAUCUCAGACAAGAACCUGAGAGUGUAGCAGGGGGGUCAUCACUGACCAUGGGUCUGUUCUUCCCAGAGGCCCAGUCUGAUUCUGCACAGAGCAAGAUGCUGACUGGAGUUGGGGGCUUUGCGCUGGGGCUUAUCUUCCUCCUAAUGAGCUUCGUGGGUUACUCUUUGCCUUUCUGCUGUCUCACUCACCUACUCUCCUGCAAUAAAGAAGCUGAGGCAGAAAAGCAAAACCACAGAGCCCAAGAGGCCACUGGAAAUUGA
Molecule: messenger RNA, 909 nt
Organism: Loxodonta africana (African savanna elephant)
Lineage: Eukaryota; Metazoa; Chordata; Mammalia; Proboscidea; Elephantidae
Product: HLA class II histocompatibility antigen, DP beta 1 chain-like
Exons: 3
Coding region: 1-909 (302 amino acids)
Biological process (GO): antigen processing and presentation; immune response
Cellular component (GO): membrane; MHC class II protein complex
Source: RefSeq, a predicted model, not a curated record